CAACGUAUACAGUUAAUUUUCUAAGAAUGAAAGCGCAUCAGUGCUCUUCCUACAUCUGUUGUUUUUCAAAGCCAAUUGUAUAAUGUUGUUGAUUAUUACUGCCCCUCUAACAUAACAACCCACACAGAUGUGUGUGGCACGGGUGCAACCAAUAUAUUUAGCAAUUACAGACUAUCCAGUAAGUUAACAGACCAUUUGGUGAUCAACUCUGUACUAACUUAUUAAAUAAGAUUAGUAGAAAUCAAGGCUAUGGUCUUUUGAUCGAUUUUUCUAUUGCAGUUUAUCAUGAUGUACAGAAUCCAUGAAUGUGGCGAUUUAUACUCGGGGACAGAAUAUAUCGACUAUCACGAAACUUUUAAAAAGGAUAACCCCAAUGUGUCCAGACUAACUACACAGCAGGGAAAUGAGAGCGCAGAACGGUUAACACAAGGAUUGAAAAAGGGGCGGUCCUAAAAACAGAUUUGCUCAGCUGACUUUGUCGUCAAAUGUCAGGCAGCAAAGGUGCGUACUGACAUUACAGUAUUGAACAUGUCCUUCCCUUUUAUCGUUAUUCUGCAGACCGGCACACGGACAGAUCCGUUUUGCAUUUGAAUGAACAAUAUAACUUGCAAGAAACGGACAAAAGGCCUUAUUAUACUUAAUGACAGUAUAUAAUAUUUUUGAAAAAUCCGUUCAGAGGAAACGUAAAGAAGUUUGCGGACCUAACAACGAGUACAUUUUGCAAUCAAACAAGAAUUACCUGUAACGCCAUGACGACACUCCUAGAGACAAAGGCAACAUUCCGUGCCGCUGAUGCAGUGUGUUUCGAUGUGGAUAGCACGGUCAUCAAAGAGGAAGGGAUUGAUGAACUGGCUAAGUUCUGUGGAGUUGGGGACGCAGUGACAGAGAUGACUCGCAAAGCUAUGGGUGGCACUAUGACUUUUAAAACAGCUUUAACGAAGCGCCUUGCAAUAAUAAGACCGUCUCGAGAACAAGUGAACAAGUUAAUCACGGACCACCCUCCUCAGUUAACAGAAGGCAUACAGGAGCUUGUGGAGCGUCUCCAGCAGCACAAUGUGCAGAUAUUUCUGAUCUCCGGGGGGUUUCGCAGUAUUGUGGAGCAUGUUGCCACACAGCUCAAUAUCCCCCUGAGCCAUGUCUUUGCAAACAGAUUGAAGUUUUACUUCAAUGGAGAGUAUGCUGGGUUUGAUGAGACGCAGCUUACAGCAGAAUCUGGUGGGAAAGGGAAGGUGAUCAGCCUGCUAAAGGAGAAGUAUGGCUUAAAAAAGGUGGUGAUGAUUGGAGACGGUGCUACAGACAUGGAAGCCUGCCCUCCUGCUAAUGCUUUCAUUGGAUUUGGUGGGAAUGUUACGAGGCUGCAAGUAAAAGAAAACUGCAAGUGGUACGUCUCAAGCUUUCACGAGCUCCUACAAGAACUGGAAAAGAUUUAAGCACUGAAGAACAGAGAAACCUUUUUAAAAUGUUGUAGAUCAACCAGAACUAAAAAAAAUAACUUAUUGUUUUAAAUAGCUUUUAGAACCGGCAUCAUUUAACAAUGUACGCAUUUAGAGGUUGAGAAUGACUUUGCAGUUGUAGUGUCCAUUUCAGGGACCGUCCUUUUUGCAAUGGCAUUGAAGAAAAAGGCUGCUUAUUGGACAAAAUGACUUGGUCACUUGCAUAAAUUGCUGUAUUGUCGUGAAGUAUCGUAUUCUCUGUUAGUCUCUGUUUUUGAGUGCUUGUGGAUUUGUGAAAAUCUAAAAGCACUGGCUAUAACAAGCUGCCCCAUACAGAUCUGUCACCAUGAAGGACAGGAGUUGCACAGUUCCUACCCCCCCGAGACCCUUUUCUCCACCACAUGUGGUUUUUGUAUCAUCAACCACAACUAGAGUAAACACCUCCCUAGAAUUGCUUCCGCAUGAGCUGGAAUGACCCAAAAGCCAACUCCUUUGUCCUCAGUAUCAUAUAGAAAAAACUGAAAUAUAAGCCUGUGUUUUUAAAUACAUCCUGGGGAUGUGGAUUUAGAACCCUUGAUCUAAUAUAAGUGUGAUCUUGGGUACCACACUCUUACUGUAUAAACUGACAUUAACGUACUUGUAUGAAAAAAGUUAACGACUGUAAACACUAAAGUAUUUUGGUACAGAAACAAACAGCACUACUGCAAUUAAAGUUACUAUUAAUUGUUUUUACUAAA
Molecule: messenger RNA, 2170 nt
Organism: Acipenser ruthenus (sterlet)
Lineage: Eukaryota; Metazoa; Chordata; Actinopteri; Acipenseriformes; Acipenseridae
Product: phosphoserine phosphatase-like
Exons: 6
Coding region: 750-1430 (226 amino acids)
Biological process (GO): dephosphorylation; L-serine biosynthetic process
Cellular component (GO): cytoplasm
Molecular function (GO): L-phosphoserine phosphatase activity; magnesium ion binding
Source: RefSeq, a predicted model, not a curated record